AUGAGUCAGUACAUUUAUUGUUAUGUAGUUGGAUAUAAGGUUGUUUCUCAAUCAAAAGAAAGUAAUGUGGUUUUUAAAAAAGUACGAUUAGGGAAGCAUGACCAUGACAAAAUGCCAAUAAAUUAUAUUCCUCCUAAUAUUCAAGAAUUAGGUAAGAGUUGUUAUUAUUAUGCAGCUAAUACAGAAAUUAAUUUACCAACUACAAUAACAAAAAUUGGAUAUGAUUGUUUUUAUUAUAACUUAUUCAAAUCAAUUGAUUUAAGUCAUGUGCUACAACUUGACGUUGGGGCGUUUAAUAUUUGUAACGAGUUAAGUGCUGUGACUUUGUCUUGUUAUUUAAAAAAUAUUCCUUCUUAUUGUUUCGAAAGUUGUAAAAGUUUGUUAGAAAUGGAUCUUAGACACAUUGAACAAAUUGGUGAUUGUGCUUUCAAUGAAUGUACCUCGUUAUCUUCUAUUACUAUUUCAACAAAUCUCAAAGAUGUUUCUUAUUCAGCAUUCAAAAAAUGUUUUUCAUUAAAACAUAUAGAUGGAUGUGGAAUGAAAAUAUUUCACCCACCAAUAUCAUCAUUAUUUUUUGAUGUACUACAAAAGAAUAGAAUCCGUUGUGAUGGAGAGAUUCAUUAUAUCCGAGAAGACAAAAGUUAUUUUAACAGUUUAAUUCCUUUAGGUGUUAACAUAAUAGAACAAAGUGUUUUUUUAAAUGAUUGUAUUACGUCAGUGUCAAUUCCAUCUAGUGUUCAUAUGUUAUCAGAACAUAGUUUUGACUCAUGCCGUCAUUUAAAAGAAGUUACUUUACCAAGUAAUCUAACAUCAUUACCAACAUGUUGUUUUAACAAAUGUUUUGCUUUAGAAAAAAUCAAUUUAGAAAAUUUAAUUUCUGUAGGAAGAAAUUGUUUCAACUGUUGUAAACAGAUAAAAGAAAUUCAUUUAGAUUUAGCAACAGAUCUUAAACAUGGAUGUUUUGAUAGAUGUGAGCAAUUAUCAAAAGUUAUACUGAACAGUUGUAUUGAACGAUUCCCAAAAGAAUGUUUUUCUGGAAGUAGAGGAUUAAAAGAAAUUACAAUGAAAAAUAUUAAAAUAAUUGAAGAGUCUAGUUUUAUGGGAUGUUCUGAAUUAGAAACUAUUGAUAUUAGUCGCUGUACUUCAAUGGGAAAAUCUUGUUUUAUGAAUUGUACGAAAUUAACAUCAAUUCAAUUUAAUUCUCAAUUAGUAGGACUUGAAGAAUCAUUUUUUGAAAAUUGUGGAUUUAUUCAAGUAAGUUUACCAUCAACUCUACGUUCAUUGAAUAACAACGUUUUCAAAAAUUGUACAUCUUUGAAGUCAAUUGAUAUUCAGAUGGUUACACAGUUAGGAAAUAAUUGUUUUGAAAACUGUUCUUCAUUGAGUUAUAUAAAACUGUCUAAUGAAUUAAAGAUACUUCCAGUCCAAUGCUUUAAAAACUGUUCACAACUAAAAGAUAUUCAACUCCCAAGUUUAUUAGAAGUACUUCAAGAUGAUUGCUUUGAUAAAUGCACUUCAUUAACAAGUAUUAUUAUCCCUUCAUACUAA
Entamoeba dispar SAW760 is the source of this 1548-nucleotide messenger RNA. RefSeq lists its product as uncharacterized. Lineage: Eukaryota; Evosea; Mastigamoebida; Endamoebidae. The record is from RefSeq and is a predicted model, not a curated record. The transcript has a single exon. Bases 1 to 1548 code for a protein of 515 amino acids.